Microcebus murinus (gray mouse lemur) is the source of this 1991-nucleotide messenger RNA. NCBI's taxonomy places the organism in Eukaryota, Metazoa, Chordata, Mammalia, Primates, Cheirogaleidae. The record is from RefSeq and is a predicted model, not a curated record.
GAUGAAGUCACCUAUUUGGGCUAUAAGAUAAAAAGAGGCCAAAGGUGGCUAACUGAGGCAAUGAAGCAAACCGUGUUAAGAAUACCUACCCCAACUUCUAGCCGGGAGCUAAGAAAAUUCCUGGGGUCGGUAGGCUACUGCUGCCUCUGGAUUCCAGAAUUCGCAGAGAAGGCCCGACCUUUGUAUAAAGGGUGUAAGGCAGGGCUGGCAUAGAAAUGAACUGAGCAGAUGGCAGAUGCUUUUCAGGCCCUGAAGGCAGCCAUGCUAGAGGCCCCUGCCUUAACGCUCCCAGAUCCUACCAAAGAAUUCCACCUUUAUAUAAAUAAAAAAUCGGGGAUAGCUAAGAGGGUGCUUAUGCAAACCCUAGGGCCCUAGAAAAGGCCUGUGGCAUACCUAUCAAAAAAACUAAAUCCAGUGGCGGCAGGGUGGCCAGCAUGCUUGCAAAUGAUCGCAGCCACAGCUCUGAUAGUCAAAGACGCUAAUAAGCUUACUUUAGGGCAGCGGCUGCUCAUCACUACCCCGCACGCUAUAGAAGGGGUUUUAAAGCAGCCUCCGGGACGAUAAAUUACAAAUGCGAGGCUGACUCACUACCAAAGACUCCUGCUGGACGCUCCCCGCAUCGAGUUCCGGGCCCCCACCGCCUUGAAUCCAGCCACGCUCCUGCCCAUCCCCGACUCAGCUGCACCUGAGCACAACUGCCUUGAGAUCCUGGCUGAAACCCAGAUGGCCCGAAAAGACUUAAAAGACCGCCCCCUUCCAAGCAGCGACCUGAUCUGGUUCACAGAUGGGAGCAGUUUCGUCCGGGACGGACACAGGUACGCAGGGGCGGCCAUAGUCGAUGACCAGGGCAAACUAGUCUGGGCGGCACGCCUCCCACAGGGGACAUCUGCUCAAAAGGCAGAGUUGAUAGCGCUGGCAGAGGCUCUUUGCCGGGCCCAAGGGAAGAGACUGACGGUAUACACUGACAGCCGUUAUGCUUUUGGGACUGUGCACAUACACGGAGCUCUCUACAGGGAGAGGGGGUUCAUCACAGCAGAAGGGAAGGAGAUCAAGCAUAAGCCCGAAAUCCUCCGCUUGCUAGAGGCUGUCCUGCUGCCAAAGGCAGUAGCGGUAGUCCACACCCCGGGACACCAGGGUGGAGACUCAGUGGAGGCUAGGGGCAACCGACGGGCAGACGCCGAGGCUAAGAAAGCGGCGGGGGGUGCUACGCCACCAAAUAUCCUACACAUCGGCCUUCCGCCCCCGGGCAUGGGACAGAUACCUCCUCUGCCAGACUACUCCAGUGCAGACGAAGCCUGGGCUGCAAAACGACUAACUGCGGAAAAAGGUGAAGAUGGCUGGCUGCGAGACGAAGAACGCCGCCUGAUAGUGCCAGAGACUCUGGGACGUCACCUGUUGACGCACCUACACCAGACCACACAUUUAGGAAAGAGAAAAAUGUUACAACUGUUAAACACCGCCCAGCUCAGGUUCAUGUCGCAGGGACGAGUGGCAGACGACAUCGUCCAGGACUGCCGAGCCUGCCAAGUCAUGCAGCCAGGGAGGGUCAAAGGGACCCAUGCAGGUAGACGGCAUAUCAACUUGGAUACACCACUCCCACGUGAGGCCAGCCAACAAGAACGACCUAAAACGGUGCCAGAGCCAGUAAAGAGCGACGGUGGACCCAAAGAACCCACUAAAAGUCAGGCUGACUCAAGUAGCAGCAGCGCCACGAGAAGCCAGCUGAGUCCUAUUCCUCUUAGACUACUAGUUAUACUGUCUAGACUCAGACUCGGGGCUGUGGCACCUAGAGAUUAGACCUCACUACAAAAAUGUAUGAGAGUGUGAUAGGGCAAAGAGCUGCUAACCUAAUUUUCCAUAAAAAAAGAGAGCCCAUUACUGCCAUCACUCUGGCUACCCUAUUUGGUCUAGGGGCAAUAGGGGCGGGAACUGGCAUCUCCUCCCUAGCCAUGCAGCAUAGGGGACUUAACUCCCUCAGGGCGGCUAUCGAU